CAGUGAGGCAAAUGGAAGCGCACAACUUGAUAAUAACUUAAACAUUGCAGCGUUAUUUUUCGGCGUUUUCUGUCUUUUGCGCGGCCAUAAUGUCUGAUGAGGAAGAGGACUAUAUGUCUGAUGCAUUUCUAAGUAAAAUACAAGAUGUAAAACCAGGUGUCAGCAUGGUGAGGCGGGUGAAAGAAGCUAUUAAGAGGGAGACGCAGCAAAAGGAGACCAACAUCAAGAACCGUCAGAAGACCUUCAAGGAACAGGAGAAGGAAAGCAGAGAAGCCGCUUUACAAAACUCCAUUAGCAAUGAGAACAAGGGAUUUGCACUUCUGCAAAAAAUGGGUUACAAAGCUGGUCAAGGCCUCGGGAAGGAAGGAGCAGGGAGAGUUGAUCCGAUUCCUUUAAAUAUCAAAACUGACAGAGGUGGCAUUGGCAUGGAAGAGGUGAAGAAAAGAAAAGCUGAGGAGGAACUUGAACAUUAUCGGCAGAAAGUGCGCGCCAAACAACAGAAUGAGACCAAAUCUCUGGAAGAUUUUAGGUCAAGGGUAAGGACAGAGAGAGAGGAGCGAAAGAUUGAAGGAGAUCUCAGAAGGAGUCAGCGAGCCUGUGAGCAGCUUGACAGUCAGAAGGGCAUUACUGUCCCCAGGGAAGACUGGUACUGGCCCAAAGCAGAGACUGAUGAUGAGGAGGAUGAUCCUAAAGAGGCGAAGGAGGAGGAGGAGGAGGAGGAGGAGAUUGUGGAAUUAACAUCCUUUGACAAACUCCAAAUUUUGACAUCCUAUUUGAGAGGAGUCCAUUUUUACUGCAUAUGGUGUGGGACCACCUAUAAUGAUGAAGAGGACUUGUGCUCUAACUGUCCUGGGGAUACAGCAGCAGACCACGAAUGAACUUGACAAAAAACAUGCACAAUAGUUCCCGGUAACAAAGCAGCUAUGAACGUUUGACCCUGGAAAUAUUAUAGAAAUGAGUGCAGCCAGCAUUUACAGUGUGAAACAGGCUCAUCACACUGACGUGAUCAACACUGGAGGAAUAUUCAUUUGUCAUCCUGUCCGAAUCUGCUGCCCGUCUCUGGAAGGAUGUCACUGUUCAUGUUGUUUGUGUGCGGUCGUUCUUGAAUUUGUCUUUACGUUUAGAAAUCCUGUUGGAAAUUUGGGAUUCGUUUUUUAGUGUUUAUAUUUUGAAAACAUGUACUAAGGUUUUUGAGGCAUACCUGUGUGUUCAUUAAAUGUUUUAAGUAAUAUAACAUUUUAUAGUAUCUUU
Chelmon rostratus (copperband butterflyfish) is the source of this 1251-nucleotide messenger RNA. RefSeq names its product G patch domain containing 11 (gene gpatch11). Gene Ontology annotation, cellular component: kinetochore. NCBI's taxonomy places the organism in Eukaryota, Metazoa, Chordata, Actinopteri, Chaetodontiformes, Chaetodontidae. The coding region runs from base 90 to 878 and encodes 262 amino acids. The record is from RefSeq and is a predicted model, not a curated record. Gene Ontology annotation, molecular function: nucleic acid binding. The transcript is spliced from 8 exons.